GCUUCUGGGAACAUCUUCCGACUCAGAAAAAACCCGGAAUCAUGCCUGACGCCACCGUCAAAGCGCCCAAGAAGGGCUCAAAGAAAGCCGUCUCUAAGACCGCCGCCAAGACCGGCAAGAAGAGGCGUAAGAGCAGAAAGGAGAGCUACGCCAUCUACGUGUACAAGGUGAUGAAGCAGGUCCACCCUGAUACCGGCAUCUCCUCCAAGGCUAUGGGCAUCAUGAACUGCUUCGUGAGCGACAUCUUUGAGCGCAUCGCCGGUGAGGCCUCUCGUCUGGCUCACUACAACAAGCGCUCCACCAUCACUUCCAGGGAGAUCCAGACCGCUGUCCGCCUGCUGCUGCCCGGUGAGCUGGCCAAGCACGCCGUGUCUGAGGGAACCAAGGCUGUGACCAAGUACACCAGCUCCAAGUAAACACCUGAUGGAGACCAACAACACAAAGGCUCUUUUAAGAGCCACCCAC
Messenger RNA from Anarrhichthys ocellatus (wolf-eel), 465 nucleotides. Its product is annotated as histone H2B-like. The transcript has a single exon. Gene Ontology annotation, cellular component: nucleosome. Lineage: Eukaryota; Metazoa; Chordata; Actinopteri; Perciformes; Anarhichadidae. Gene Ontology annotation, molecular function: DNA binding; protein heterodimerization activity; structural constituent of chromatin. The coding region runs from base 42 to 416 and encodes 124 amino acids. The record is from RefSeq and is a predicted model, not a curated record.